AUGAAAGAAAAAAAAAAUCACAGUUCUGGCUUCCAGUCCAGCUUAGCAGCUCCUCGACUCCCUGGAACAUUCACGGUGACCGGGAGAAAUAAAGCAGAUUGGAACCUGAUCAUUCCGAAACCCCUUCCAGUGCCCAGAAUGCAGUCAGCAGACCCAGCUUUGCUUUUCUCUUUUGGUCCUCCUCGGCUUCCAUAGCAGACCCACUGUUUCAGACCCCGGAACUGGCCGAGUGUCUUGGGUUUCUGCGCAGCUGUCCCCCGGUCGCCGUGGAAACCGAUCAGCCAAUCGGAGCGUGUGGCCCUACCGGCUGACGCGGCGGGAUCCAGCGUGCUGUGUCUGUGGGCUUCCGCGGGAUCUCGGUAACGGAUAGCGAUGCUAAAGGCUAAGAUUCUCUUCGUGGGGCCCUGCGAGAGUGGCAAGACAGUGUUGGCCAACUUUCUGACUGAAUCUUCAGACAUCACUGAAUACAACCCAACCCAAGGUGUGAGGAUCCUAGAGUUUGAGAACCCACAUGUCACCAGCAACAACAAAGGCACGGGCUGUGAAUUUGAGCUCUGGGACUGCGGUGGCGACUCCAAGUUUGAGUCCUGCUGGCCAGCCCUGAUGAAGGAUGCCCAUGGAGUGGUGAUUGUCUUCAAUGCUGAUAUCCCAAGCCACCUAAAGGAAAUCGAAAUGUGGUAUUCCUGCUUUGUCCAGCAGCAGUUCCUCCAAGACAGUCACUGCAUGCUCGUGGCCCACCACAAACCAGGCUCUGGAGGUGACAAGGGCAGCCUGGCUCUGUCUCCCCCCUUGAACAAGCUGAAGCUGGUGCACUCGAACCUGGAGGAAGACCCCGAGGAGGUCCGGGAGGAAUUCAUCAAGUAUUUAAAAAGCAUCAUCAACUCCAUGUCGGAGAGCAGAGACCGCGAGGAGAUGCUCAUCAUCACCUAGUGUGCCUGUGCCGCCACCCCUGAGACGAUGCUGACUUCCCCAGGCAGAGCUGAAACCCCACCCAGCUGCUGACACGCCCUUCUCCCUGUGGCUAUAGACGCGUUCCUUAUCUGCUAGAAGGUGCCAGUAAGAGUCAGGCAUGGUGGCACAGGCCUGUGAUCCCAGCUCUUGGGAGGCUGAGGUAAGGGUUGAGAAUUCAAGGCCAGCCUGGGCUACAGAUGAAGCCCCUAUCGCAGCCCCUCUCCAGAAGCAAGAAGCUACCCCGCCCUCUCUCUCUCGGCUGUCACACCAUAAACACAUCCUUCCAGCAACCUUCUUGGUGCUGUUUUCAGAUUGAGCUGUUUGUUGGUGGUUAAGGAAUGAAAUGGCCGGAGUGGAGAGAUGUGAUCUCUGAUGUCCUUGAGAGCAGAAAGGAUGUGGUGUUUCUUACAGAGAACCCAGCUAGAGCUGCUGCUUCUGGACUUGACAGCAGUGCUGUGCGCUAUAAAGGAAUCAACAGCAGGGACCAGUGAGAUGGCUCAGUGGAUGAAUGCACUUGCCGCCAAGCCUUACAACCUGAGUUCAAUCCCCAGAUCCCACUUAAAGGUGGAAGGAGAGCUCUGCCCCAUUCAAACCCCCCCCCCCCACACACACACACCAAAACCACACUAUAUAGAACCUUAAAAAGGAAUGAGUUGGAAAGAUGGGUCAGUGGUUAGGAGCACUCGUUGCUUGUGCUGAGGACCUGAGUUUGGAUCCCACAUUGGGCAGCUAUGCCAGUAACUCUAGCUCCAGGAGAUCCAGCCUUUUUCUUGUCCCCAGGGGUACACACACACUCACACACAGCAUACGCUCUCUCACACACUCACACAGACUGUGUUAGCUACUUUUCCACUGCUGUGAUAACACACCAUGACCAAGGCAAUUCUAAGAAGAGUUUAUGUGGGCUUCAGGUUCCAGAGAGAUGAUAGUCCAUCAAGACAGGGAAGCGUGGCACCAGGGACAGGAAACGGAGGCUCAUAUUGAACUGUAGACAUACAUCAGAGAGAGCAGACAGUGAGUGGCCCCCAAACCCACCUCUAGAGCCGUAGUUCCUCAAGCAAGGCCGCACCCCCUAGAACUCCCAAACGGUGCCACCAACUAGGAGGCAAGUAUUCAAAUGCCCAAGGCUAUGAGGGACAUCUCUUUUAAAAUGCCACACAAACACAAAUAUAAGUCUUUGUUUUUUUAAGGGAGGGGCUCAGCAAAGGACUGGGCCAGUUAUGUGGCUCCACAGUAGAGAAUGUGCUUGAGACCCCAGUGAGGGACUUGGAGUGCGGGUUAGAAAUAGAUCACUAGUUUAGCAUGUAGGAGACUUUCAGCUCCAUUUCUAGAACUGAAAAGAAAAAAAUCAACAAUACAAAGUGUCUUUUAAAGAAAUACAAGGGUUAGGGAGAUGGCUCAGUUGGUAGAGCACUUGACUUGCAAGCAUGAGGACCCAAGUUCAAUCCCCAAACCAGUGUAAAGAUGCUGGGCUUUGUGGACAUGUACUGGGGAGCCAGAGACACAGAUCCUGGGCACUGCUGGCCGGACAGCCCAUUCUGUUUUGUGAGCUUUGAGCCCAUGAGAGACCCUGUCUCAAAUAUAAGGUGUGGGCUGGUGAGACUGCUGAGUGAUCAAUCCAUUUGCCACACGAGCAGGUGGUGAGGACUGGAUUUAGUCUCGGAACUCAUCAAAGUCAGGCAAGUGUGACAGCUUGCUGUAAUCCCAGUACAGGAGAAGCAAAGACAGGACCCCCAGGGCAAAUUGGGUGACUGGACAAGCUGGAAUCCGCCAACUCUGGGUUCAGCUCAAGACCCCGACUUAGUAAGUAAAGUGGAUCAAGAAAGAUCUGUCAUCUUUGGGCUCUGAAGGCGCACGCGCUCACACACACACACUGAGGCAAGGACACAGCAAAGUAGAUGUGCCUGAAGGGCUGAUCUCCAAGGCUGUGCCCUGGACUUCACACCCAUGUGCGCACACUUGCAUCAUACAAAGGAAACUGGUUAUCUUGGCACAUGCUUGUAUCGCAGCUGGCAGGAAGUAGAAGCAGGAGAAGAAUCAGGACCUCAAGGCUAACCUGGGCUACAUGAGACUCUGGAUCAUUUCUAAACAGCAAGCAGACACCGUGUGCAUGAGAUCACUGGUGAAAGUGUGACAGGCUAACAGGAUUGGGUCCCAGUGUUCACUGCAGUCACCAUUCUGGGUAACUUGAAGGAAUGUUGCUCGUGUCAACAAGAAAAGGCUGGUGACAUGGCCCAGCAGGUGAUGGCGUGUGCUGCCAAGCCUGGUGACCCGAAUUUGAUCUGCAGAACCCAUGCGGUGGCAGGAAAGAGCCAACUCCUGCAAACUGUCCUCUGACCUCCACACGCACACCCACAGCACGCUCGCAAGUGUCCUCAGGCACACACACGGUCACAGAAAAUAAAAAUAAAGUAUGAUUCUU
This is a messenger RNA of Arvicola amphibius (Eurasian water vole), 3373 nucleotides long. It is a transcript of the gene Ift22, whose product is annotated as intraflagellar transport 22. Gene Ontology annotation, biological process: intracellular protein transport. Gene Ontology annotation, molecular function: GTPase activity. Lineage: Eukaryota; Metazoa; Chordata; Mammalia; Rodentia; Cricetidae. The transcript has 5 exons. The record is from RefSeq and is a predicted model, not a curated record. The coding region runs from base 373 to 930 and encodes 185 amino acids. Gene Ontology annotation, cellular component: endomembrane system.